Etheostoma spectabile (orangethroat darter) is the source of this 1415-nucleotide messenger RNA. RefSeq names its product S-phase kinase-associated protein 1 (gene skp1). Gene Ontology annotation, biological process: ubiquitin-dependent protein catabolic process. Lineage: Eukaryota; Metazoa; Chordata; Actinopteri; Perciformes; Percidae. The record is from RefSeq and is a predicted model, not a curated record.
AAAUUUGCGAUUGCACAACUCUUAGUAUAUUUGUUUAGUGUGUUGAUGUAAAAUAAUAGUAGGAUAGGUUGGUUAGAUAAACAGGGACCCCCCCCCCUCCUUCUCCAGUAUCUGACAAAGCGACAGUCAGCCUCCGGGCGGCAGGACUCACGCUCACCAGGUUGAUCCAGAGACUUCCAGCCGCUAUUGGUGCCUCCGAGUCUGUCAGGCCCUGCUGUUGACUACAGAGGAAUUUCCCCUCUGGAUCCGAGUUAAAACAUUUACGAUAAUGCCCACUAUAAAACUACAGAGCUCUGAUGGGGAAAUUUUCGAGGUGGAUGUUGAGAUAGCCAAACAGUCGGUCACAAUCAAGACCAUGUUAGAAGAUUUGGGAAUGGAUGAUGAAGGAGAUGAUGAUCCAGUUCCCCUCCCUAAUGUGAACGCUGCCAUCCUCAAGAAGGUGAUUCAGUGGUGCACUCAUCACAAAGAUGACCCCCCUCCUGAGGACGAUGAGAACAAGGAGAAGAGGAGUGACAUUCCUGUAUGGGACCAGGAGUUCCUCAAAGUGGACCAAGGCACUUUUGAACUGAUUCUGGCCGCCAACUAUUUGGACAUCAAAGGUCUGUUAGAUGUCACCUGCAAGACGGUGGCCAACAUGAUUAAAGGCAAAACCCCAGAGGAGAUCCGGAAGACUUUUAACAUCAAAAAUGAUUUCACAGAGGAGGAAGAAGCCCAGGUACGCAAAGAGAACCAGUGGUGUGAAGAGAAGUAAAGGGGAAGAUCUGCCAACACUCCACACUGAAAACGAAUGGUCUUUGUUAUCUGGUUGCACUGGCAUUGUUCAUACUUGUCAAUAUUUACAUUUAGUGUAUUAAGAGCCAUAGCCCCCCCCCCCCCCCCCCCCCCCCCCAAUUUCUGAAUACCAAUAGCAUGACCAUUUUAACUUUCCUGUGUGUUGUCAUUAAUUUAAACAAAAAAGCUCUUUUCUGUUUCCACUCACAUUCUCAUAACAAAUAGUUCUGUUUCAUGGCUUUUUACCCUUAAAGAUUAGAAAAUGUUUCCCUAUUAAUCGCUGAGGUUGUCUUUUUUUUUACUGGACAUGUUAUGUUUUUCUUUUAGGGUAAUUGAUUAAAUAAAAUGGCUCUUUUGACAAUGGAGAUGAAAGAUUUAAUAUUUUAUUUUUUGCUCUGUGAAUGCAUCUGUUCUGUGUACCAUGUUCAGAGAGGAGGGGCUGUUUUAAGGGAAAGCAAAGUUUAGGGUGGAAAGCUUUUUGCGUAAUGUCCUUUGGACUCGAAAGUACUUGUGUUGUCACAAAGCUUUGGGUAACUUAUUCCUAAUUCAUGUUUUGAAUUGGAAACUUUUCUCAGAUACAGCUUAGAUGCUGGCUUUUGGAUUGAUCAAACAUUUGAAGGAGUAAAUAAAACUCAUAAAAAGGG